CGAUGCGAGGGACGCGAAUUCCUCUCUAUCUCGACGUAGCUACUUUUCCCACUUAAAUUGUCCCACAAGUUUUGGGACAAUCUUAUCUUAACUUUCAAUUCUUAGAGCAUUUCCUAAAUGACGGACCGCACUCGGGGAGUCUUACCUUGAGCCUACGGUUUCCUUACCCCCACUUUCUGGAAGUGGUUCCCUUUCUCAGCAUUUCUAUCCUCGAACAAAGAUAUAUGGAAUCAUCGCUCCCUUAUGUUUCGAAUGGUGAAAGCUCAACCCUAACCUCGUUAUUUUAAAGCGUCCGAAAGCAAAACGUGGAAGUUCUUGUACAAAAAGAUGGCGAAUAUUACAAAACCAAUGAUUGUUCCAGCAUCCCACACCUCAUCACAACCACUUGAACAAUUCGAAAAUCCCAACAGAGGGAAUUGCACCUGGCAUACAAUUUUCUCCCAGCCACAAACUCCAACAGAUUCCAUGUGUUCAGGAAUCGGCACAUGUCAGCCUCGCAAUGGAAGACUUUGUCCUCACCGGCACAAGCAAGCCGAGAUAUACUAUAUCAUUUCUGGCAAAGGAAUCGUACGCAUCGAUGAGAAGAACUACGAAGUUGAAGCUGGAAGCUCGGUCUUCAUUCCGGGAGAUGCGGAGCAUGGAGUAUUCAAUCUGGGAGAGGAGGACUUGAAGUGGUUCUAUGUCUUUCCCACAGGAGCUUUCAAAGAUAUUUUGUAUCGGUUCUCAGACGAAGUGGAGGGAAAGGCGCUUCCGACAGUGGCACAGUUGAAAGCAAAGUUGUGAAGAUGAUCGGCCGUCGAUGCUACGGAUGUGUUGAAGUGAACCAGGCUUGUUAGGCAUGGGUGCUGGGAAGGCCUCGUGCGAUUGUCCA
Molecule: messenger RNA, 871 nt
Organism: Mollisia scopiformis
Lineage: Eukaryota; Fungi; Ascomycota; Leotiomycetes; Helotiales; Mollisiaceae
Product: RmlC-like cupin
Exons: 2
Coding region: 328-783 (151 amino acids)
Source: RefSeq, a predicted model, not a curated record